CAUUGACCAUUUAUUCCCUCAUACAAAAUCCUCAUACCUUCAAAACACUUCAUCCUGACAACCUAGAACACUACUUUCGAACCACACUCUACACACAGUCACUCUCACACUGAAACAAAUUGUCUCAACCUCAAAAUGUCUUUCCUCUACACAGCAACACCCGCCCUCCGCACCUCUGUCCGACGUUCGGUCCUCACUCAGUCACCUCGUCUCUUUUCCACGACCUUGAGCCAACAAAAGGGUCCCGUCGAUGCCGCCAAAGAUGGUCUGAAGACGGUCGACCGAGCUGUAUCUGACGCCGCUGUUGCCGGCAUCGACAAAGGAAUCGAACUCAAGGACAAAGCAGCAUCAGCCGCCGGCGUCGAAAGUGGCAAGGCCAAGGGCAAGGCCUCCGAAGUGGCAGGUGAAGCCAAAGGAAAGGCCCACGAACUCUCCGGACAGGCCAAGGGCAAGGCAGAAGAAAUCAAGGGAAAGAUGUCGUGAUCACAUUGGUGUCUGUUGAGUUUUCAGUCAGAAAGAAAAAUGCAAUCGCUCAAGAAUGGGGUGUCAAAAAAAAGGCUGGCGUUCUUGUACAAUAAAUCAUCAUCGUCGUCAACAUCAUCAUCAUCAUAAUGAUCGUCAAACCACCAAAAAGCAUCGCCCGACUUUUUCUAAAGUCGAGCAAACAAUAUGUACAGUAAAGAAUAGCAAUAUGUGCUCCUAUUCUGCACCACUCCAGAGUCUCCUUACCCAGCUUCUGGGUUCUUUAAACGAGGCUUCGGCUCCAUGAUGCCUGAAUUCGAAAAGUGA
Messenger RNA from Exophiala oligosperma, 789 nucleotides. RefSeq lists its product as uncharacterized. The transcript is spliced from 2 exons. The coding region runs from base 136 to 483 and encodes 115 amino acids. NCBI's taxonomy places the organism in Eukaryota, Fungi, Ascomycota, Eurotiomycetes, Chaetothyriales, Herpotrichiellaceae. The record is from RefSeq and is a predicted model, not a curated record.